Messenger RNA from Suricata suricatta (meerkat), 453 nucleotides. RefSeq names its product cytochrome b-c1 complex subunit 10. The record is from RefSeq and is a predicted model, not a curated record. Gene Ontology annotation, cellular component: mitochondrial inner membrane. Lineage: Eukaryota; Metazoa; Chordata; Mammalia; Carnivora; Herpestidae. The coding region runs from base 63 to 233 and encodes 56 amino acids. Gene Ontology annotation, biological process: mitochondrial electron transport, ubiquinol to cytochrome c. The transcript has 3 exons.
CGCGCUUGCGCAGGACGGCCGGGAGGCAGCCGGGGUCACCCUGAACUGCGGACAGCGGCGAGAUGCUAAGCAGGUUUCUGGGCCCGCGCUACCGCGAGCUGGCCAGAAACUGGAUCCCCACAGCAGGCAUGUGGGGCGCCGUGGGCACGGUAGGGCUGGUGUGGGCCACCGACUGGCGGCUGAUUCUGGACUGGGUACCCUAUAUCAACGGCAAGUUUAAGAAGGACGAUUGACCAGACCCUCCUCAGAUCCCUGGGCCCCAGGAGCCGGGAGCGCCCCCCGUCCUGCUCCCUCCAGGUGUCUCCCGGUGCACUGCGUCCCGUCCGUCCCGUCCUGUCCUCGUGUGCUGUGCCUGGGACCUCGGGAAGCCCACAGCGCGACUUAGGACCCGUGUUUCCAGGAAUGGCUAUCACGUUUGAAUGCACACGGCAUUAAACAGUGCUCUGAAACCCG